AAUGAUCCGAAGAAUGAUCCGAAGAAUGAUCCGAAGAAUGAUCCGAAGAAUGAUCCGAAGAAUGAUCCGAAGAAAGAUCCAACACCAACAAAUGAUCCAAAAUCAACAAAUGAACCAAAAAGUAAUCCAAAAUCAACAAAUGAACCAAAAAGUGAUCCAAAAUCAACAAAUGAACCAAAAUCACCAGCUGAACAAAACAAUGAUCCAAAAUCAACAACUGAACCAAAAUCACCAGCUGAACCAAAAAAUAAUCCAAAAUCAACAACUGAACCAAAAUCACCAGCUGAACAAAACAAUGAUCCAAAACCAACAACUGAACCAAAAUCACCAGCUGAACAAAACAAUGAUCCAAAAUCACCAGCUGAACAAAAUGGACCAUCAAACACUGCAGCAGCAUCAUUUGAUUCUAACGCCGAUCCGACGGCCGCAGCUUCUACCUCCUCUGGCACUCCCACAAUGGUUAAAUUUUUGUGGGUACAAUCAUGUUUAAUCGCCCCAUUAACAAUUUGGUACCUAUUCUCUGCGAAUUUUUAG
This is a messenger RNA of Racocetra persica, 534 nucleotides long. The record is from the annotation of a GenBank genome assembly. NCBI's taxonomy places the organism in Eukaryota, Fungi, Glomeromycota, Glomeromycetes, Diversisporales, Gigasporaceae.